Molecule: messenger RNA, 5362 nt
Organism: Scylla paramamosain (green mud crab)
Lineage: Eukaryota; Metazoa; Arthropoda; Malacostraca; Decapoda; Portunidae
Gene: Cdep
Product: FERM, ARHGEF and pleckstrin domain-containing protein 1-like
Exons: 23
Coding region: 90-3413 (1107 amino acids)
Cellular component (GO): cytoskeleton
Molecular function (GO): guanyl-nucleotide exchange factor activity
Source: RefSeq, a predicted model, not a curated record
GGUGUACCAUGUGGUAAGGCGGCGGGUGACGGGCGGAGUGCGCGGCGGCGGCAGGUCGGGCGUGGGUGCGGAGGUCCCUGGUCCCUGCCAUGGCGGGGGCUGACGGGGGCGGCGUGGGUGGCGGCGGGCGGUCCCUGGGUGGUGGUGGCGGUCCCGGCGACGGAGGGGGCGUGAGAACCCCGCCCACCACGCCCAAAAAAGUGGGCGGGAAGAUGCUGGCCGUCAAGAUACUGAUGCUGGAUGAUACCUACACACUCUUCCAAAUUCAGAGCAAGGCAUGUGCGUCAGUGCUGCUUGAGCAAGUGUGUCGACAACUCAACCUCCUAGAAUCAGAUUACUUUGGCUUGGAGUACACAGACGGCAACACACGCUACUGGCUUGACCUGGAGAAGCCUAUGAGCAGACAGGUGUGCCUGAGCCAGGUGGAGCCAGUGCUGCGGUUUUGUGUCAAGUUCUACACGCCCGACCCCGCCCAGUUGGAGGAGGAGUACACCCGGUACCUCUUUGCACUACAGAUCAAGAGAGACUUGGCUCAUGGCUGUCUCCUCUGCAAUGAUAACACUGCCGCUCUCAUGGCCUCUUACAUUGUCCAAGCUGAGUGUGGUGACUUUGUGGAGGAAGACUACCCUGACCACCGCUACCUCUCCCUAUACAAGUUCGUGCCCUCCCAGGAUCCAGAGCUGGAGAGGAAGAUCAUGGAAAAUCACAAAAAGCAUGUUGGCAUGACACCUGCAGCAGCUGACCUCAACCUUCUGGAGACAGCAAGAAGAUGCGAACUGUAUGGAAUCAAGAUGCAUCCAGCCAAGGACAACGAGGGAGUGCCACUGAACCUGGCUGUGGCACACAUGGGCGUUCUAGUAUUCCAGAACUAUACUAAAAUCAACACCUUCUCCUGGGCCAAGAUCCGGAAGCUCUCCUUCAAACGAAAGCGGUUCCUCACCAAACUUCACCCUGAGGGCUAUGGUUAUUACAAGGAUACUGUCGAGUUCUUUUUUGAUGGACGAAAUGAAUGCAAAAACUUCUGGAAGAAAUGUGUGGAGCACCACGGCUUCUUCCGGUGUUCCCAAGUGAAGAAGGUCCCUCGGCAGAAGACCAGAGUGCUGUCCCGGGGUUCUUCCUUCAGGUACAGCGGCAGAACGCAGAAACAAGUGCAGGAGUUUGUUCGAGAUAACUACGUGAAGAGAGCUCCAUUUCAAAGGUCCCAGUCUUUUCGACACUCCCCUUCUGUACAUGCGAGUGUGAGCAGUGUUGGAAUGAGCAUCUCAGCACAGCCUCUUCUGCCACUCAGUGACAAUCAGUGCAUUGGCACUCCUGUUUCACUGUCAUGUGGAUCCAUGACACUUGCCUCAACUGGUGAUCCACAGUCCCCUGGAUCACCCACACAGACAGAGACAGCUGAUCUCCAUGACUUUGACACCCGUGAUAUGGAGACCCCAAGUGUGACACCAUCCCGCCAGGACACCCUCUCUCCAGAGACUUCGGUGACCUCCAGCCCACAGCGAGGCCACGACCCCGAGUAUCCCCACCAUCCAGCUCUCACCAGCAUACCAGUCCAGGCAUCAGCACCCCCACUGGAGUCUGCCAAUAGCAGGUCAUGUGAAGCAGCCUCUGCCACAGCACCACAAUUUGCCAGCACCCCCUCCACAGCAGCAGCUGCACCUCAAGAUCAGUCUGUGCUUGGGUCUCCAUCUCCCACCACCUCCCCACUCACCACCACACCUUUGUCACCACACAAGGAAAAUAUUCCUGUAUCCAAUCAUGUCAACAACCGAGUGGAUUCAAUACCUAAUGGUCAUGACACAACGGUGUCAUCAGCACGAGUUGGAGAGAUGGAAGGUGAAUCCAGGAAAAGAAAGUAUCCCAGUGACAAGGCUUACUUUAUUGCUAAGGAAAUUCUUACCACAGAGAGAACCUACAAGAAGGAUUUGGAAGUCAUCAGUUUGUGGUUGAAAGAAGAAGUUGGGAAAGAGGAGGGAAUGCCAGGCGAGAUUCUCUCAAAACUGUUCCAGCUCGUUGAUCCCAUCUAUGAGUUCCAUACACAGUUUCUCAAAGAGCUGGACACUCGGCUUGCACAAUGGGAUGGUCGUGCCAGCGGAUCAAACAAACUGGAAUCUCAGAGGAUAGGAGAUAUCAUGCUCAAAAAUAUGAGUAUGCUUAAGUUAUAUGAAAGCUACUUAGAGGGGCACUAUGGCAUCUUGGAGGGCCUCGAGUCAUCUUUCCGCAAGAAUCGCCGUUUUGAGCAGAUCUACCGAGACUUCGAGAUGCAGAAAGUUUGCUAUCUUCCCAUGACUUCCUUCAUCCUCAAGCCACUACACCGCCUGCAGCACUACCACCUCCUGCUUGACCGGCUGGUGAAGCAUUAUGGCAGUGCAAACCAUCAUGACUACAGGGAGUGUAUGACAGCUAAGGCCAAGGUGGGACAGGUCAUCAAGGCCAUGACACCAAGUCUCACAGCAUCUGAGAAUUUAGUCAAGCUGAUGGAGCUUCAGCGAGACCUCGUUGGUAUUGACAACUUAGUCCAGCCUGACCGAGAGUUCCUGCGUGAAGGCUGUCUGCAGAAGUUGUCCCGGAAGGGCUACCAGCAACGCAUGUUCUUCCUGUUCAAUGAUGUGUUGCUGUACACCAACCGCACCACCACUCCAGUCCUGCAGUUCAAGGUGCAUGGCCAGCUGCCUUUGCGAGGUGUGAUGGUGGAGGAGACUGAGAGCCGCAUGGGCGCCUCAAACUGCUUUACAAUCUAUGGUGGCAACAGGGCUUUAAUGGUAGCAGCCAAUGGGGAGGAGGAAAAGACAAAAUGGCUGGAAGAUCUUACAACAGCUAUCAACCAGGCUAAGACACGGCCAGACAAUGCUUUCCACUACCUCUCCUUGAAGUCCAUAAGUUCCUCGGAUGAAGUUCUGGAUCGCAGUGAUGGCAGUGUUCUGGAUGACAGCCUGAACACAGUGCGUGGCCUGGGGGAGAAGAGUGCCACACCACAGCAGCGCUCCAACACCACUGUCCAUGUGUGCUGGCACCGGGCAACAAGUGUGGCUGCACAGGACUAUUCACUUGCAGUACAGAAUCAGCUGAGUGGGUACCUCUUGCGCAAAUUUAAAAACAGCAUGGGAUGGCAAAAACUGUGGGUUGUGUUUACCAACUUCUGCUUAUUCUUCUACAAGACCUUCCAGGAUGACUUUCCACUGGCCUCCCUUCCUCUCCUCGGCUAUGUCAUCACUACUCCUGGAGAGGAUGACCAGAUACAAAAGGAAUUUGUAUUUAAGCUGCAAUUCAAGAAUCAUGUAUACUUUUUCAGAGCUGAAUCUGAGUUCACAUUUUCACGCUGGAUGGAAGUGAUAUCAACAGCAACACAAAAUUCUUCCCGAAUUUUUGCAUCAAGUCAUAAGGAGAAUGAAAAUGAGAGCAUAAGACUGUAAUAUAGGAAAACAAGUUGACUCCUUUUAUGUCUUAAGCUUUAACCAAAUACUGUUCUGAUAUAAAUCUAAUACAAGAAGCAAUAAUUAAAUUAGUUAAAUCUUACUCACUGCAUUGGCCUGUUUGAUAAACCCUAAGCUGUAAGUGCUACAUGGUGCAGCCAUAUCCCAAGAAUCAAGUUUUAAUUAAGAACUCUCGAUACUGAUCAUUGGGCAUGAAGCAAGUAGCAAGCAGUUUGAUUUUCAUCUUCCAGAUAAAUCAUUUACUCAAAAUUUACCAUGUAAAGUGGUCUGAAAUUGUUACAACAUGCACUAAUGACGUAAGUUCAAGGGAGUGUUUUCAUUAAUAAAGCAGUGGCGUAGCAUUGUUCUACCUGGCUACAAUACUCAAAGAAAACAGAUGAAUAAAACAUUUCCCACCAACCAGUCAGUGGUGCUCACUUGUGUUGUGCAGCACUCACCAGCAGGCUGCUUGUGCCUUAGUCACCCUAGGGGAGCACUGAUCAUACUGCUCCCACUUGUACCACUGCUGCUGGACUCCCUCCCAUGGCACCACCUGGCCUCUGCAGAAGAAACAGUCCAUUAAAUGUUUUAUGUGGAGAAAUUUAUUACUCUUGAUAUAAUGCUACUUUCAUGUCUUCAUUUGGCCAUAUUACUGUAGCUUAAAUUUUAUACAAAACCUCAAAACUGGGAUAUUUAAUUAUAAACUAAAAUGUAAGUGUUAAUAGCAUGUAAAUAGUACAGAACAAAUUGUGUAAUUUAUAGAAAAAAUGCUAUAUAUCAAUUUGGCAAGUUACUUGCCCAAAAAUUUAUGUAGUGGGAUAGUGAUGUAUUGAGUUGUAGAAAAAUUAGACAGAAAAAAGCAUAUCACUAAUUUUUCAAGUCUGAAAUACAAUACAAGUGUCAGAAAUCUAGUGUUCCAUUACUUACGGUCUUCAUCCACUUUGGGCAAAGUGUUGCUGCCAGAGAAUUAAACCUCAGUCUGUAGCAAAGUGGAAAGAAACAAGAUUUGAAUGCAAAGUUUUAUAUUAUUAUUAUUUUUAAUACUGUUCAUGUACUUUUUCUUAAUAUUUGAUAAUAAUAUUUUGCUUAAGUACAUAUCAGAGAGGGUACUGCUACACAAACUCAUGGUGCAACAAGACUCGGCAGAAUCUCUUUCGGCAAUGUGACAUUGCGACUUUACUGUCAGGCACAGGUUGUGUGAUACAUAUUUAGUUGUUGCUCAUUACUAUUUUUUUGUAGUGUGUGUAAGAAUCUUUUGAAGGCCUUUUUUUCAGCCCUGGUAUUAGGUUUUACACUUUUCUUAAUUGAAAUGGUAUAAAAAUGUUGUGACUUAUAAAUAGGUUAGAAAUGAUUCCUCUCUAAUGUAUGGUAGUUGUCUGUGCCAUCUAACACAAAUUACUUACAAGCCCUCUGGGGACAAUUGUUAUGCAGAGUACAGAAUGAACACUUGAAUAAAGACAAUUUCAUGUGGUUUCAUAUUAAAGAAAUUCAUAGCAUCUGCCAUUUUUUUUUUCCUCCCCAAAUUUUUGUGUAAAUUUAUAAUUACAGGAGGAAAUUUCACAUGCAGCUAAGAUAUAAAGAAAAGCAGGACUGUGUUAAUUAUAAUUGUUGUCAAAGAAAUAUCUAUUUAUGAGUUGUUUGUAGAUUGUGAGAGUUAGUGUUGAGAUGUCAGAUCAUAAAAUUUAUUGUACGUACUUCUUAUAUAUACAGUUCUUAUUUUGCUUAUUUAUGUGCAUAUCACUGUGCUCAAAUCAUGUAACCUUUGCCAUUUAUAUUUUUUUUUCUAUGAUUUACAUUGCCUUCAUGCUGCCUUACCACCUAAGCUCUGUAUUAUUGCAAUAAAUAGUUAGACAGUGUUCAGGCUUUAAUGUCCCAGAGAAUUAUAGGUAAUAGAUAGCGGUGGUAUUCAUGUAUGAAUAGUCAUUCAUUAAAUCCGUCAUGAAAUUCAA